Messenger RNA from Ipomoea nil (Japanese morning glory), 1122 nucleotides. RefSeq lists its product as uncharacterized. The record is from RefSeq and is a predicted model, not a curated record. Bases 40 to 696 code for a protein of 218 amino acids. Lineage: Eukaryota; Viridiplantae; Streptophyta; Magnoliopsida; Solanales; Convolvulaceae. The transcript is spliced from 2 exons.
UAAAAAAAAAAAAAAAAUCUCCAAUUUCAUCAAAUCAAGAUGGUUUCUCGUCAAUUCCUCAGGUUUGUUUUUCGUCGUCGAUUUCCAAGAGCCGGCGGCUACUCUGGCCACUGCAAAGAAGACGAAUGUAGUGAAAGUUCGGAGAAGUUCGAUGUGGUGGCAAAGUACUAUGAAGAUGGCUAUGUCCCAUGCAACAAAAUCAAAGACGAUGAAAACAAGGAAAAGUACCAAGAUAACAACCACAACAAUUCCAAAGACAAGCACGAUAAAAACAAGGAGCUAUUCUGGGAGGGAUUCCAAUAUGAAAAUAUGAAGGAGUUACGAGGUGGGAGUUUGAAUGUCGUCAAGGAAAACUGUCAAAAUGACUAUGUCGUCGUCGUCGUCGUCGACCACCAUGACAUGAUGAAUUUCAACAAAGACAGCAGGUACAAUAAUGAAAAUAAGUUGAAGUUUUAUGAGGGUUUCAAUGUGAAGGAGAAGUAUCAAGAUGACGACCGCAACCAAGACAAGUAUGAAAAGUUACGGCCCAUAGGGAGAAAUGCGUUCCAAGAUUUGUAUGACAACCAACACAACACAGCUCCAACAUUCACUACUCCGACCACGAACGGUCUGUACCCGGUCAAAGUACCUACGAGGGGUGUAAACGAGUCCAGCCGAGCUCGAGCUCGAGUUCGGGCUCGAUGGGAAUCCGUGUAGCUUCGUCCGUGUCGGCAGCAGCUUCGUCCGAUCUCAACUAGUCGACUAUCGGGCAGCACUGCAGCAGCUUUGUCAGUUCGUCACCGGCAAAGGUGAAGACCGGAGACAAGGGUCGUCAUCGUCGGCCGGCAGUCUUCCGAUGUCUCCAUAUCUCGUCUCCGUGUCGUCGUUCGUCGACAGUCUUCCAGACCCCAGAGUUAGGGCUUGGGGGGAAUGCGGGCGGGAGUGCGAAACUGCGAGAGUAUCGGAGUAGAGUAAGCCUUAGAACGGUGUAAAAUUUUAACUUUUAAUAAUAAUUAUUAUUAUAUAUAUAAGGCUCGUCGAGCCACGAGCAUAAGAUAUGUGAGCUCGACUCGAGCUAGAUAAGUAAACGAGCCGCUCGAGUUUGGUUCGAUCUCAAUUUUGACCGAGCUACUCGCGACCCUA